Molecule: messenger RNA, 1258 nt
Organism: Sesamum indicum (sesame)
Lineage: Eukaryota; Viridiplantae; Streptophyta; Magnoliopsida; Lamiales; Pedaliaceae
Product: protein OSB1, mitochondrial
Biological process (GO): mitochondrial DNA replication; positive regulation of helicase activity
Cellular component (GO): mitochondrial nucleoid
Molecular function (GO): single-stranded DNA binding
Source: RefSeq, a predicted model, not a curated record
AUCCAUCUUUCCUCCUGUACCCAUACCCACCCAAGACACUUUCGGGCCAGCGGAACCGAACAGGGCAGAGGAUAAACAAACAUCAACCGGUAUCCCAGCUGCAAUGGCUGUAGAGCAAGCCCUAGCACCGAACAACUCCCUUCUCCUCUUCCAAAACCCUCGUCCAGUUUCGUCUUUUCCACAGAUUUCGCUCAAGCCUGAAGCUUUACGAAGGUUAGCGUCCACGGCCCGCAUAAAAUGCUCCUUUGAUUAUAAUGGCAGUGCUAGUAGUACUGCGGCGGCUAACAGUAACGGGCUUUACGAGUACGAACGGUAUGCACCGGCGGGCCCGCAGUAUCCUAGGCCGGUUGAGAUUCAGUGGAAAAAGGAGCUCUGUAAUUCGGUGCAGCUUAUUGGUGUAAUUGGGGCUCCCGUUCAAAUCAAACACCUUCCUUCCGGAAAGGUUCUUGCUUGGUCCCGCCUCGCCGUCAAGAAAUCCCUGACCGACACACUCUGGAUUAACUUGACGUUCUGGGAUGAAAUGGCUCAUGUUGCUUUUCAACAUGUCGAGAAAGGCCAGCAAAUAUAUGUCUCUGGUCGUCUAGUCUCAGAUACAGUUGAAAAUGAUGAGGGGAAGCAGCAAACAUACUAUAAGGUAGUUGUUCAGCAACUGAACUUCAUAGAAAGGAGCCUCUCAUCUGUUCCAUUGUAUAAUGGUGAGUCCAGUUCUGCACCACCAGGGAGAAAGCAAAAUUAUUAUGCCCCAAAUUCUACUGGCUCCACAGAAGAACUCUGGCAAGCGUUCUUUGCUAAUCCAAUGGAAUGGUGGGAUAAUAGGAAGAACAAGAGGAGCCCAAACUAUCCAGACUUCAAGCACAAAGACACUGGUGAAGCCUUGUGGGUUGAGGGCAGGUACAAUCCACCAUGGGUGAAGUCGCAACUUUCUGUACUCGACUCAAGGAUGGAAUCAUUUCAUGAGCAAAAUUCUAACACGCGCGUAAAUUUUAUGUCCGUUGAUAAUCUCGGGCCCUUUUAGUUUGCUCAUCGUGCUGAUUGAGGCACGUGGUCCUAAAUCAAAUAUUGUGUAUAGUUUUGAUUGUUUACCACACCUUGGAACCGCCAUAGCAAGACUCCCAUCUUUAUGCUUGUACAAUCAUGUCAAAGUAUUACAGUGUGAGGUUCUCUUUGCUUUUUUAAUUAUUGGUAUUGUAGUUUUCUUUUAUCUCUUAUCUAUUAGGCACACUUCAUGAUUUCAAUCAUUAAUGAUCAUUUCAAGAAA